This is a messenger RNA of Acomys russatus (golden spiny mouse), 333 nucleotides long. It is a transcript of the gene Fimp1, whose product is annotated as chromosome 5 C16orf92 homolog. NCBI's taxonomy places the organism in Eukaryota, Metazoa, Chordata, Mammalia, Rodentia, Muridae. Bases 1 to 333 code for a protein of 110 amino acids. The record is from RefSeq and is a predicted model, not a curated record. The transcript is spliced from 4 exons. Gene Ontology annotation, biological process: fusion of sperm to egg plasma membrane involved in single fertilization.
AUGGAGUUGUGUCGGUGGCUGCCCAUAUGGGUGUGGAUGUGUAUGGCUCAGCUGGGGACCAUAGACACAGCACCCAGAGGGGAUGACACCCAAGCCUCGGGACUAAGAGCCAGCUCCCAGCUGUUGGUAGACAGACCUGAUUUCUUUGAUUACUCAGACUCAGACCAAGCUAGCAUUCUUGCUGUGGCCCAGUUUAUUGGAGAGAAGCCAGUGACCUUUGUUAAGACAGGUUCUGGGUUCUUCCAGCACAUCCUGGUGGGUGCGUUGUUGGUGGCGUUCUUCUUCCUGCUUUUCCAGUUCUUUGUGCACACGAGCUUCCAGAAAGGGGCCUAA